Molecule: messenger RNA, 6332 nt
Organism: Labrus bergylta (ballan wrasse)
Lineage: Eukaryota; Metazoa; Chordata; Actinopteri; Labriformes; Labridae
Source: RefSeq, a predicted model, not a curated record
ACCCCCAACAUAUCGCCGGUCGGUAUCAGUGAUUUGCAGACCGAGCCGGCGGCACAGUUUCAUCUCACAGCAACUUUUUUGGAAUAUAGGACGCGUUUUUUCAGUCGGCUCUUUCCACAUGUUUCCGUUUGGAUUCAUCUGACCUUUCUCCCACCGAAUAAGGUCUUGACGUUUCUUUGGUGGACUCGAGGAGGCGGUGGGCAGCUGGUCCCCGAUAGGUUUUUCCAAAAAAAUUGUUUCGACAGGAUCAGCGCGAAUGGGACUUAUAAGACUUCAGAAAGGGCCUGGCUGGAAAAGGGAGUGAGUAUGGACAACCUUUCGGACUUCGGUGGCCCCUGUCCAUCCACCUGCAGGGAUUGGGACACCAACAGCUGCGUGGAUGACUUAAUGGAUGAAGAUGAGAAAGACAGGGCAAAAAGGGCAUCUCGUAACAAAUCGGAAAAGAAGAGAAGAGACCAAUUCAAUGUGCUCAUCAAGGAGCUAUGCACCAUGCUGCAGGGUCAGGGCCAUCCUCGCAAGAUGGACAAAUCCACCAUUCUGCAGAGAACUAUUGACUUCUUGCAGAAACAGAAAGACAUUACUGCACAGAACGAUACCUGUGAUGUGAGACAGGACUGGAAGCCUUCGUUCCUCAGUAAUGAGGAGUUCACUCAAUUAAUGCUGGAGGCCUUAGAUGGUUUCUUGAUAGCAUUAACUACAGAUGGCAACAUCAUCUACGUUUCUGACAGUGUGUCAUCACUUAUCGGCCAUUUACCAUCAGAUAUGGUGGACCAAAAUAUCUUGAAUUUCCUGCCAGAGCGAGAACACGGCGAGGUGUAUAAGCUGCUAUCAUCCCAUAUGCUGAUGACUGACCCCAUUGCUGCUGACUUCUUGGACAGUGAGUCACGUAUUGAAUUUUGCUGUCAUCUCGCCAGAGGUAACAUUGACCCAAAGGAGCCGCCUGUAUAUGAAUAUGUCAAGUUUGUUGGAGAUUUCAAGUUUCAUAACAAUGUGCCUACAUCUUCUUGUAACGGGCUUGAACUGACGUUACCAAGAAGCCUGCAGUCGUCGUUGGAGGAGCAGGUCUGCCUCAUCGCUACUGUACGAUUAGUCACUCCACAGUUUCUAAAGGAUUUGUGUUAUGUGGAAGAUCCUUGCGAUGAAUUCACAUCUAGACACAGCCUUGAAUGGAAGUUCCUGUUUUUAGAUCACAGAGCUUCACCAAUCAUAGGCUAUUUACCCUUUGAGGUUCUUGGAACGUCGGGCUAUGACUACUAUCAUGUGGAUGACUUGGAGCUCAUAGCUCAGUGUCACAAGCAAUUAAUGCAGUUUGGAAAGGGUAAAUCCUGCUACUAUCGCUUCCUGACAAAAGGUCAGCAGUGGAUUUGGUUGCAGACUCACUACUACAUAACUUACCACCAGUGGAAUUCAAAACCUGAGUUCAUUGUCUGCACGCACACUGUUGUCAGUUAUGCGGAGGUGAGAGCGGAAAGACGGAGAGCGUUUGGCUUAGAAGAGCUGUCGCCACCGGAGAUCGCUCCGUCUUCAGUGAAGGCUCAGGAGCUGUACUUGGACAUCUGCUCCACACUGGACCCUCCGCGGGAAAGAAACUGCCGCGCACGUUCAGUAUCCUCCCACAGCUCCCGGAAGUCCUCCCACACAGCGCUGUCCGACUCAGCAUCAGCUAACUCCUACACAGAGGCCUGCACACCUUCAUGGCAGUCUGCCUCCAUGGGGACAGAGAAGACAUCUGCCAGACUCCAGCCUAGUAGUUCAAAGAAUUUGGCACAAAGACAAAAUUCCUUUGACCUCGUUCCCCAAAUGAGCCUCCCCCUUUCUCCUACCUGCAGUAAGCACUCCGCAAUGCAACAGCAAACACAGCAGCAGCAGCAGCAGCAGCAGCAGCAGCAGCCGCCGCCAUCGGCGUCCAUGUAUCAGCUGCAGCAGCCUCAGCUCAAUGUCAUGAACCAGUUGAAGGAGCAGCUGGAGGAGAGGACGCGCAUUCUGCAAGCUGACAUUAAGACGCAGCAACAGGAGCUCCACGACAUUAAGGAGAAGCUUCACCUCGCUAAUCUCCAGAUGUUGUUACAGCAGCCAGUCCACAAUGACUUUGGUCAAGCCCAGCAGCAGCCCCAGCAGCAGCCCCAGCAGCAGGGCUCAGGCAGACCAGCCCAGCAGAGCCAGUCGGGGGUGAUCAGGCAGCACUCGGGUCACCCUAAACCAGCGUCCUGCAGGCCUCACAGUUCGUCCCCUCACUCACUCAUGAGCGAGAGCAGCUCGCCCUCCACACAGGUCCAGCAGAGGAUUUCCCGAGUGCAGUCACAGUCAGUUAGCAUGCCUGUUCAGACGAACACGAGUAUAACGAUGCCAUUCUACAGCAACCCCAUGAUGUUCUCUCAGACCAACACUAGGUCUCUGCAGGACGCCAACCAAAGACACACUGACAGUGAGUUCAACCAAGAUGGACAACUACGCAUGCUCCUCAACCAGCCGAUGCAGACGCUGGUUCCCACAAGCAGUGUCACCACGCAGCCUUCCCAGUGCAACAUGGGCCUCUCGCAAACCAUAUACACCCUGGAGCAACAGAUCAUCGCCCCGUCAUUCUCCAUGCAACAGGUCAACUGCAAUGCUGUCCUCGUACCCUCCCCGGUCUUUACGUCACCCAUAAUGAUCCCUCACAACAGCUUCAUCUCAAACCAGUCCCAGUCCACCUACCAGACUCAGCCUCAGGCCUCCCAGCACUCCCUGCAGCUACAGCAGCCCCAGCAGUUCUUUCAGAUGACUCAAGGACUUGUUCAUGGUGGAUCUACUCCAGCGUUUCUACACACUGCUAAUGUUCCACAUCAAAGCACUGUGGGAUACAUCCAGCAACAGCCGCAAACACAGCAAGUGCCUCAGGCACAACAGCAACAAAGGCAAUACCAACAUUCCCAAAACCAGACUGGCAGUGUUUCAGACUUCAGAAAUAUGCUGACUCGGUAGCGCUGAGGACCGCUUGAGAGCAUGGAGAUCUCCUUCUGUGUUGCCGCCGUGUAGUCCGCGGCACGUUGAGGCAUUUGGAAUCUAACUUGAUGUCAAGUUCAGCAGUGGCAAUGCUCACAUGAGGGAAUUGGCUUCUAGUGACCUCACUUUAAAUGUGAAGCUGCCUGUUCGGAAUAGGCCAAAGGCUGUGGCCAGAGUGAAAACCUCGAGCAGAGGCUGCACAGGCCUGAAGUCUCCUGCAGGACCCCGAGGAGACUCUGAGGUACUGGACCUUCAUCCUCCGGUCCACAUCAAGCUCAGACGGAGUAGCUGCUGGAACAAGUGGAUUAUCAAAGCUCUCAAGAAGACGCACUUUUCACCAAACAGAGAGAUUCUAAGUGUCUGUUUGCACUUUGAUACCUCCCACCCACCCAACCCUACCUAAAAGUACAAUAUUUAUUUUUGCCCAUAAAUUAAUAUUCUAUUUUCCUCAAGUAAUGGCUUGACAGUGAGAUUAUACUUCAAACCUACAGCCUGACAAACUCUCCCCAGUGACAUCACAUCAUCUGUAUUUUAGCUCCAGUGAAAAUGGUUCAUCUCAUGAGGGAUUUAUGUAUCUGCGGACUUAAUCGCAUCAACAUGUAUUUCAUUCUACCAACCCAGCUGAUGGUUGAUUUGGAGAUGUUUUUCAUGCAAAGUCACUAAAGAGGGACUUCAUAGUGAAACAUCCAUCGGUGAGAUGACCACCAUUUCUACCUACAGCUUCGCUAUGAAAGCUACACUGGGAAGCUCUGGGGUGGAGGGAUAUUUUCCAGUUUAAAGAAAGGUCUAUCUAGAUUUUUAAAGCCUCAAUCUGAGACUGUAGAAGCAGUGCUCUGACUUCCUGCUUUUUAGGUGCUUGUGAUUAGCUCCGAAUGAGUCAUGAGGUGACCGCUAACAGGAGGAAAUAUUUGUGCCUUUAACCGUGGUACAUCCACGGUGUGGAUCGAUGGUUUUGUCUGAUUACGGCUUUAAAAAUCCAGCUCAGGUCCAUUUGGAAUACAAAGUUCUAUUUUCAUAGGUCAUAAUUUAUUAUUCAUCCGAUUUCAACAAAAGACAUAUAGAUUUGUAAUGGGGAAAAUUACAAAUAUUUAUUGGAUGCUUCUUGCAACCUGUACAACAGUUCCUUCUGUAAUGACAGUAAUGAGCAAGAUUUGAUUAUUUACUAACCCCCCUUCUUCAACCAUUUCAUCUUAUUUAUUAUUACAUAUAAUUUAAUAAAUAUAUGGGAUUCAGAGACUAGUUUUCUAAAAAAAAAGGAUGUUGUCUGCUCUGUGCAGCACUGUGAUGAUGGUGAAAUGACAGCUGCAGAGCUCGGUUAGCAGGUCAACAUUAUUGAGGAGGAAAAGCACGCUAAAGAUUGACAUGAUAUACAAGCAUCUCUGUUAUUGACAAUCAGACAGCCUGUGACAGCAAACUGUCCAGAAACUGUGCCAGAGUAUGUUGUGAAUAUUUUCAUUUACAAGCAUUUAAUAGUUUAAUUUGAGGUUGUAUCCCAGUCAGCUCCGCGGGAAAAAACUAUUGUUUCCUGAAAUUCUCACUGUGGAACUCGUGCUACAAAAAAAAAAAAAAAGCCACAUCAGCUGUUAACAGUCACGUCAGCUCUGUCUUAGCCCCGCUUCUGAGGCCGGUGCUGCGCUUGGUGGACGACAGAACCAAGCUGUUGGAAAACUUUCCACAUGAACAUUCAGUGCCGUUUUUACACUUUCCUAUGUGCAAUGUUGAUAUGAAAAAGAAGAAUGUUAAUUUAUACGGUUUUAAUGUGUCUGAAUAGAUGUACAAUGUAUAUAGAGGUGUAUAAUAAGCCAUUGUACCAUGUAAAUUAUAUGGAAGUAUUUUUUUAAUGAAAUGUCCUAACAUUCCUUCAGACGUCGAUAUCAGCACUAUCUUUUAUGGACUAGAACCAGUGGAAACAAUGGUUUCAUUAUUACACGGGAGGUUUUCUUUCUUUCUCAAACAUGAGAAAAUCACAGGAACUCUGUAGAGAAAGGUUUUUACAUUCAACACGAUGAUUCAAAAAUGAAAUGAAGACUUUGAAAUCCUUCUGUCCUGUCUCAAGCAGAGUUUCAGACACAUUUAGAGUUCACAUGAGGGUGAGGUCACUGCUAGAGAAAAAGUCUAGUCUUUACGCUUUUUAACUUUUGAUCUGUUUCAGUUUUUAGUUUUUUUUAAUAAAAGUGCAAUUGUACAUCGUCAUCAAAAUAUAUUUUUUGACAUCUGAGAAGAAGCAUUGGUCUGCAUUUAUGUAUUUUUAUACAUCCACACUCGGUAUAGCAAGAGUAAAGUUAGUUCAGCCAGCAAACCCAGAGGUGCCAUAGAGACCAUAUUUACACUUUCCUUCAUUACAAAUCUAAAUCACUCAUUUAACCACUCAGUCGAUUGCAGUUAAGAAUGGGUUUCAUCAUAAUACAGUAUACUGAUGUCAGUCCAUGCAUGUCUGCAGAACAACUUGCUAUCACUCAGUCAUUUUGCCUUGAUAAGGUGGUUGAGGGAGAUUCUGCCCAUUAAACUCAUGUUGAGAUAUUCAUGCGUUGUGUUCUAGUUGUGCGUGAAGUCCUAAAUUAUUUGGUUUUGGACAAAUCCCCUCCUUCUCCGCCAGAUGUUUGGAUGUGAAAUGCUUUUGUUUUAUGUAUGUGUUCUUGUAUAUAAUCCACCCUGCUCAGUUGGUACUGUUUUGAUUUGUAGUCGCUGCACAUUUUUCCUCUUCUGUUUAUCUGUCAGAAUGCUUUCCUCCUCCUUCUUCAUGGGUUUUUUUUUUUUUUUCAUCAAGCGUCACUAUUUCUGAAGGCAUGUGAUUUAGUUCACAUUUAACUUGUAUUUUUUCUGAUUUGUAUAAAAGAUACUGACUGACACCUUAACUGUGAGUGUGGGCGGUCAGAUUUAUGCUUUCUGUGUGAGACUUGCCAGUACAUGAACAAAGACGAACCUGGCUCACAGCCACUUCUGCCGUUUCACUGCAGGAAAAAAAAUGAAUAUUUUGUAUUAUAGAAUGUAAAAAAAAGUAUAGACUAUAUAGUUGUUUAUUUUAUAUGUCUAAUAGAUUACAUAUGUAUGUUACAUGAUUUUAAAAUUAAAGUAAUUUUGUAACAGAUAAUGAAGUGUCUUAUUAGAGGAGGUGAGGCUUUUCUUUUUUUGUGUUGGAGUUGGUAUUGCACAGUCACUUGUAUGGUUUGUAUUCUUUCUGUAUUCAAAAUAAGCUUUAAAAAAUAUGGUUCAUAUUGUUUCUAAAGAAAUUCACUAAUUCAGUUUACAUUCUAAACUAUCUUGAAAAUUAAUUAUGUUAUAUGGAAUUAUUUAUAAAUCAACCUGGAUAUAUUGUGAAAUAUAUUUGAAAAUAAAUAUUUUUAAACAGA